Messenger RNA from Thelazia callipaeda (thelaziosis nematode), 534 nucleotides. The record is from the annotation of a GenBank genome assembly. NCBI's taxonomy places the organism in Eukaryota, Metazoa, Nematoda, Chromadorea, Rhabditida, Thelaziidae.
AUGAAUGUUGCAAUGGGAUGUACAAUCGGACGGAGAAUUAAAGGAACCGGGCUUUAUCACUGUAAAUACAGAAAUCCGAUUUGUCCAUCGGAAAGUAAUUUUGUGGAAGACGAUGUGUUUAUAGUUUGUUGUUGUGAAGGAUAUCAUUUAUGUAAUCAUGACAUGACCGUAUACCAUGCCAUCAAUCGCUUUCCUGAAUUUUUACAAAAUCCGUUAUGCUCUCAGCCAUCAGCGUUCAGAUUUGUAUUCCUUCCGAAAACAUAUCCAUAUUGUGCAGUGCAUUAUGAUUAUGUAUUAAAAAAAGUAGUCUUUCUACAAACUUAUCUUAAUAUGGAUUUGCUACGAGAGCAAGAUCACAAAGCUUAUGAACAAGAAGGCUGUCAAUUUAUUGAAACAAAGCCACAAUUGAAUAUACCAUACGACUGUAAUGAUGAUUUAUAUAAACGUGAAGACACAUCAAUCGGUCGAAUUACAUACUUAUGCACAUGUGCUGGCAAACCUUUAUCAGAAAGCUAUUACGCAAUUUGCACGUAA